This is a messenger RNA of Brachypodium distachyon (stiff brome), 2748 nucleotides long. Its product is annotated as protein NLP3. The coding region runs from base 339 to 2573 and encodes 744 amino acids. Gene Ontology annotation, molecular function: DNA-binding transcription factor activity; protein binding. The record is from RefSeq and is a predicted model, not a curated record. NCBI's taxonomy places the organism in Eukaryota, Viridiplantae, Streptophyta, Magnoliopsida, Poales, Poaceae. The transcript has 4 exons.
GAUUAAUUAAACGGCGAUCUAAUUAAUCUCCCUUCCACGGAUCCGCACCGCGGCGUAAUAUUCUCUCUUUCACGGACGCAGCGCCAGCGAUAAAUUAAACAAUGGAGGAGCCGCAGCGAUCGACGGACGUUGACCCCCGCGGUGUAAUCUAGGAAGGAAGGAAGAAGGAUUUGGGUGGGAAGCUGCGGCUCGACAUCGAUCGCAAGCUAGCUUAGGGCUGUAGCGCAUGCAUACACGCCAUUGCCGCCGCCGGCGCUGUCAUUCUUCUUCUUAAUUUCUUCUGCUCGAGCCUCGUCGCCGCCCAAGUGUUUGUUGAUUUGCGUCCGAGGUUGGGAUCGAUGGUGAUGGGGGUGGACGCCGACGUGGAGCGGGUCCUCAGCCUCCGCCUCGGCGACCGCGACGCCGGCAGCGAUGGAGAAUCCGCCAGCGGCGGUUCCGGCGGCGGCGGCGCGGUGAAGGAGCGGAUCGCGCGGGCGCUGCGGCUGUACAAGGAGUCCUCCUCCUCGUCCGGCGCCGGCGGCGAGGAGGGCGCGCUGCUGCUGCAGGUGUGGGCGCCGGUCGCGGCCGGGGGCCGGCGCGUGCUGGCCACGCGCGGGCAGCCGUUCCUGGUGCUGGCGGCGGCGGCCUCGCCCUCGUCCUCGGCGCCGGCGCGGUGCUGCCGCCGCAGGCUGCUGCAGUACAGGGCCGUGUCCCUGGCGCACGUCUUCUCCGUAGACGGUGACGGAGAGUGCGUGUCGUGGGAGGAGAGGGGAUUGCCGGGGCGGGCGUUCGAUGCCGGCGCGGCGGAGUGGACGCCGAACGUGCAGCUGUACGGCGCCGGCGAGUACGCCCGCGUCAGCCACGCGCUCGUCCACGACGUCCAGGGCAGCCUCGCCCUCCCCGUGCUCGACCCCGCCGCCACCGGCCGGCGAUGCCUCGCCGUGAUCGAGAUGGUCACCACGGCGCCCAUGGCAUGCUUCGCCGCCGAGGCCCACAAGCUCUGCAAGGCCCUUCAGGCAGUGGCAUUGAGAGGCUCAGAGAUCUGCUACUCCCUGCCGGCCAAGAUACCCAACCCAGAGGCGACUCGUGCAGCCAUGUCCGAGGUCUCACAUCUCCUGGCCACCGUCGCCGGAGCUCACCAGCUGCCAUUAGCACAGGCCUGGGUCAGGUGCAAGCGCUGCAGCAGCAGCAGCAGCACGGACACCGUCCAUGACGAUGGAGACGAGCACAUCUCCCUGACGACAGCCGGUGCACCGUUCCACCUCACCGCCGGCAGCGGCUUCCGCGACGCAUGCACCGAGCACCACCUCCACGCCGGACAGGGUGCUGUAGGCGAGGCGGCAGUAUCCGGCUCGCCAUCCUUCUGCGUGGACAUCGCCAGGCGGUCCAAGGCCGCCUACCCGCUCGCACACUACGCACGCUUGCACGGGCUCGCCGGCUGCCUCGCCGUGCCCUUGUGGUUGCGGCGGUUCGCCAUGCACGAAGAUGCUGGCUCAGAGGACGAGGAGGAGUGUGUGCUGCUGGAGUUCUUCCUACCGCCAGACUGCAGGGGCGUCGAUGAGCAGAAGGCAGCGGUAGAAGCGGUUGCUGCCACUGUCAGGGAGGAAUGCUCCGGCGAUGGCCUGAAGGCGAUGAGCGGCCUGCGAGAUUUGUCCUUGGAGGCUGUUUUUGCAGAUGGUGUGCAUACUAUCACCGUAGCUGAUGCUGCUGCCCAUGAACUGAAUGAUCAUGGAGACUUCGGUCGUGGCGAUUCAGAUGAGGAGGACGAGCAUCUGGCUGUGGAUGUUGCAGGCGGUGACCUUGCAGUGAACAUCCAUGGCGCGGACCAAAACGGAGUUGGGGACGGAGUGUCGCAACCAGAGAAGAAGAAGACGGGACGAAAAGCCGGAAAACCUGUUGGUUUGAAGGAGCUGCAAGGAUACUUCUCAGGGAGCCUGAAAGACGCCGCGAGGAGCCUCGGCGUGUGCCCGACGACGAUGAAGCGCAUCUGCAGGCAGCACGGCAUCUCAAGAUGGCCGUUCCGGAAGAUCAGCAAGGUGAACCGUGCCCUCAGCAAGAUCAGGCGUGCCGCCAUUGAAUCGGAGGAUUGCUCGCCGAAGCCGGUUGCAGCUUCUUCCUCUCAUCCAGCUCCAGAUCCUCAGAACCUCUGCCUAUCAAGUGCUCUAGGAGACACCUCCUCCCAAGGCUCAAGCCAAGAGCCUCCUCCACUGACCAGAACUGCAUUGCCUAAGUCUUUGCUGCGCCACAGCAAUGGCGCCGAUCGGGAAGUAGUGACCAUCAAGGCGAGCUACAGAGAGGACAUCAUAAGAUUCAGGGUGCCCUGCUCCUCCGGCAUCACAGCGGUGAAGGAGGAGGUGGCCAAGAGGCUGGGCUUGGAUGCCAGCGGCUUCGAUGUCAAGUACUUGGACGACGACCAUGAGUGGGUGCUCCUGUCCUGCGACGCGGACUUUCAGGAGUGCCUUGAUGUUGCCCCAGUGCUGCCACCAUCGGCGUCGGCUGCGGCUCACGGAGCCAGACAGGUGUCUCCGGUGGUCCGGCUGAUGGUGCAGGAGGUAGCCGAUAACCUUAGGAGGUUCUGCGGUAGCUCAGAUUAGCCAGAGAAUUACAUUUGCAUGCCUUAACUAUGCAAUUGUUACUGAUCAAGUUUGUUACUUCCUUACAUGCAUCUGAGUCAGGUAUAGCUGCCCAAAAGUACUGAAAAACGCUUGUCAUUUUUCAUAUGCACAAGACAACAUCUGAAUAAUAGCAAGAACAGUUUUAUUUCUUUGA